Molecule: messenger RNA, 1596 nt
Organism: Coregonus sp. 'balchen'
Lineage: Eukaryota; Metazoa; Chordata; Actinopteri; Salmoniformes; Salmonidae
Source: the annotation of a GenBank genome assembly
AUGUUCUUAAUUUGCUGGGUACCAUAUGCUGCUGGUCUCAGUCAGCGCUCUCUCUCUCCCCUUGGUCUGUUAUCCCUUAUCCUACUUUUGACCCUCGACUCCUUUAUGUCCUGUGGCUUUUAUGUCAUUGAACCGUCGGUCCCAUUCCAAAUCCUCUGUGUUGCCCCACCCAUGUGCACCGUCGCCACCCCCUUCUACCUGCCAUACUGCCUCGCCCCCUUCCCUCCUCAGCCUGAACCCCAGCAGCCCCCUGCAGCGGAGGAGCCCCGGCAGAACGACGACAAAGAGCCCCAGGAGGCCAAGGCCGGCGGGGAGGAAGACGAGCCUGCAGCCAACCAGGGUGGCUGGGGCGACGAUGGGACUGCGCCCGCCCCAAGCUGGGAUACUGAAUGGACACCGCAGGCUUCUCAGGCAGGCUGGGAGCAGGAUGUGACCCAGACUGGGCAGUCUGAGGGUGGCUGGGGCGAUAACGGGGCCCAGGUAGGGGAAGAGGCUGCAGAUGCUGCCACUGAUGGACAGGCAGGCUGGGGUGAUGCGGGUGCCCAGGCUGGGUGGGCAGAGGAGCAGGCUGCAGACGGGCAGGCGGGCUGGGCUGACUCUGGGCAGACUGGCUGGGCUGACUCAGAGCAGAGUGUGAGUGGGCUGGGAACUAGGAAGUACCGUAGGGGAGUGCUGUAGAUGUGCUAUAGGUAGCACUGGUAGAUGGACAGGAGGUUCAGUACAGUAGUGAUGGGAGACCAAGGCUUCAGAAACACGAUGGACAGCUGUGUGUUGAUCGUUGCCUGGGACAAACAAACACCCUGUGAGCACCCUCGACACCGAGGAGUACCCCAUCUCACAGGACGUUGAUCAAGUUUCAGUCUCCCAUCUUUAGGAUCCGUAGAUAGAUGGUAUGGCUGUUGUGGAUGUCUGGUAGCACAUGGUGACAGAUUGCGCCCAUGGAGAGAGUCUGUGUGUCUGUCUGUGUAUUCUUGUGAAGUCUUCAUACCUGUAUGUGUAUGCUGAUCUCACCUCCCCUUUCUCUCCCUUCCAGACUGACGCCUCAGUGGCGGCCGCUGCAGGGGCUGCACCCGUAAGUACUGCAGUAAAUGGGCAACGAAUAUGCAGUACAAACAUUGGGUCCCUGGCAUAUCACGCCCUCUUACAGUGUGAUGUAGACUUGAUUGACCACUUAAUACAUCAGAUUAAGCCUUUCCUCUGCUUAUUUCUGAAUCCAGACUGCGGUGACCAAUGGGUCUUCUGAGGAGUUACCGGCUGGAGUCAUCUACAAGGUGAGCCCUUUGCUUGUCUUGUUUCUAGAGGACCAUUGAGACGGGUACUGAAAAGGGGUUGUUUGCACACCUAGUUCCAGGUCCAUUGAGGAAGAAGGAACUCCAGCACACUAGUAUUUUUUUGAAUAUUCCGCCAACAAUGGAUCUUGGUUGUUGCGGUCAGUAGAUCUUCAAAUCAGGUAGCGAUAUCGCUGUGUGUGAUGUCUAUUGUUUUUUUUUCCAGGUCAAAGCCAUGCAUGACUAUGCUGCCACCGAUGGAGACGAGCUGGAGAUGAAAGCAGGAGAGGUUGUGCUGGUCCUGGCCUGGGAGAAUCCUGAUGAGCAG